This is a messenger RNA of Ogataea angusta, 1191 nucleotides long. RefSeq lists its product as uncharacterized. The record is from RefSeq and is a predicted model, not a curated record. Bases 1 to 1191 code for a protein of 396 amino acids. The transcript has 2 exons. Lineage: Eukaryota; Fungi; Ascomycota; Pichiomycetes; Pichiales; Pichiaceae.
AUGGUAGUGCACCUCGCCGUCGAACUUCUUGUCGAUCUCCUCCAGCGUCAGGCCCUUGACCUCAACAAACGUCCACCAGAUAAUCACCGCCUGCGCAAAGUUGUACACGCCGUUGAUCAUGUAGUAUUUCCACGAGAUGUGGUCGAGCGCGAUCGGAAUCACGUACUGGUUGAAGAAGCCGAACCCGAACGUGACGACCUGCGAGAACGCCAUGCCCUUGGUCCGGAUACUGUAGUUGACGAUUUCGACCGGAUACGACACGCACAGCGGCGUGUAGCUGAAGGAGUAGGUGCCGCUGAACAGGAACACCAUGAAGAUCAGCGCGUUGGUGGCGUUGACGUUGGUUCCGUCCGCGUAGUAUUUCUGGACGGCUCCCAUGAUGAACAGACACACGCCCAUGAGCAGCGUGGACCACAGCAGAAUGAACACACGGCCAAGCCCCUCGGUCAGAUACGAGCCGGCGGACGCGAAGAACAGGUUCGAGACCUGCAGACCCAGGUUCAGCACGAUCUGCCGUCUCGUCGACGUGUAGCCGGCGUUCUCCAGGAACAGGCCCAGGUAGGUGCCCACGAUGUUGCUUCCGGUCAGCUGCGAGGCCACGCCCAUCCAGAAAAUGAUCCACAGUCUCCAGCGGUUGCCCCUGGUCUGCAGCAUGGCCUUCCAGCCGAUCCGGUUCUCCUUCUCGUAGUGCAGGACCUGCUUGAUUUCCUCAAACUCGAGGGCCACGAGCGGCCUGGCCAUGUAGAGGCCGGCAAAGAAGCCGCGGUGCUGCGGUUUGACCAUCUCGGCAACGUACGUGGGGGCGCUCACCGCGUUGAUGGUGACGGCCACGCCGAUGAUGAUCCGGCCGACGAUGAACAUGGCCCUGUUGCGGGCGCCGGUCUGCAGGCCGACGCCCAGAAACGUCAGCACCGCAGCGAUAAACAUGCCUCCCUUGCGCCCGACGCGGCGAAUAUCGAUCAGCUGCGCAGCGAAAAAACCCCCGACAACAGACCCGAUGUUGAUGGCGGCCGAGAAAAGCCCCUCCAUGCUCGAGUCCAGGUCGAAGAAGUCCAGGUACUGGUCGAUCAUGUUGAGGUUGGUCAUCAUGCUCUGGUCCACGCCCAUGGUGCAGCCGUUGAUGAUGGCGCACGACAGUGCAAUGGCCAUAAGCUUGGCACUAUUGACGCUCUUGGUGCCUAUUAUCUUUGA